Molecule: messenger RNA, 1000 nt
Organism: Juglans microcarpa x Juglans regia
Lineage: Eukaryota; Viridiplantae; Streptophyta; Magnoliopsida; Fagales; Juglandaceae
Product: selT-like protein
Exons: 4
Coding region: 73-759 (228 amino acids)
Biological process (GO): cell redox homeostasis
Cellular component (GO): endoplasmic reticulum membrane
Molecular function (GO): thioredoxin-disulfide reductase (NADPH) activity
Source: RefSeq, a predicted model, not a curated record
AAGACACCCAUCACUACUCUCUCUCUCUCUCUCUCUCUCUCUCUGUGCCUGAGUGUAUGGUUGUGUUCGGCAAUGGAUCGGACCCAUUUGCUUCUGCUAGGAUUACCGCUCUUCCUCCUCGUCUCUGACCUCUUAAAUCUCUUCUCUCCUCCACCUCCGCCACCUAAACACUCCCACCACCAUCACCACCACCACCGCCAUGACCCACCUCCAGUUAACAAAGAAAACCUGGACUUUCCCUCUGAGAAGCCAACCGGUGUUGGAGGAAUCGGUUUUGGCAACACAGUCAACAUCAAUUUCUGUGCUUCUUGCUCUUACAAAGGGAAUGCAGUGACAAUGAAGAAGAUGAUGGAGAUGGCUUUUCCUGGAAUUGAUGUUCUACUUGCAAAUUAUCCACCGAGCUUGCCAAAGCGUCUACUGGGAAAAGUAGUUCCAGUUGUUCAGAUAGGAGCUAUUGCUAUUGUAGUGGCGGGUGAACAGAUUUUUCCAAUGCUUGGAUUUGUGACACCACCUCGUUGGUAUUAUACUUUGCGCGCAAAUAAAUUUGGGACCAUUGCAACCUUCUGGCUUCUUGGCAAUGCAGCCCAGUCUUUUCUGCAAAGCUCUGGGGCUUUUGAAGUUUACCUCAACAGUGAAUUGGUUUUCUCCAAACUGAAGGAAGCCAGGUUUCCAGGUGAAAUUGAAUUGAAAGAUAUCAUCAGCAACAGGUUGGAUAAGUCGGGAAUUAAUGUAGGUGGCCUCGGAAAUUCAUGGUCCUAGUUCACAAGCCAGAUUUAGAGGGUCAAAAAUCAAUUUGAUUGAAGGUGCAAAAUGUGUCUGAGUCAUCGGACUUGUGAUUUAGAUUGUUUUUGCAUAGGUCUGGAUAGAAUAUAAUGGAAUAGAUUGGUUUUGUAAAAAUCUUAGAAUAGAGUUUUUCCUGUGUAUUAAGAUGUUAUCUUGCAUGUUUCUCUCAUAGACAGCUUUUACUACUUAUAUAAUGUCAGCCUUUUGGAGCAUAUUC